This is a messenger RNA of Solanum verrucosum, 1590 nucleotides long. Its product is annotated as putative late blight resistance protein homolog R1A-3. The transcript is spliced from 8 exons. Lineage: Eukaryota; Viridiplantae; Streptophyta; Magnoliopsida; Solanales; Solanaceae. The coding region runs from base 1 to 1578 and encodes 525 amino acids. The record is from RefSeq and is a predicted model, not a curated record.
AUGAUAUUGACUGGUACAAAAAGUACUAAUGGAAGGAUGAAAACUUGCAAAAUUCAUGAUCUUCUUUGCCAACUAUGCCUAAGUGAAACUCAUACUGAAAAUGUUGUGUAUAUCAUGAAUGGGAUUGUUCCCUUGCCCUCAGAUGAAGUAGAAGAGAUCAUUCUGGCUGAACUUCAAGAGAAGGAAGUUUAUCCUCCAAUGCAUUGUAGUGGUAUAACUCGUACCUUUAUUUCAAUGGAAUAUUUUUAUUACUACGAUUUUCCAGAAAGGAUUUGUUCGAUUGUUUCAAAGUUCAAGUCACUUAAGGUGUUGGACGUAUUAUCACUCUGGUACGACUUCUCUUGUGUAAUACCUGGAUAUGUUGCUGCAAGAAUUGAGAAAGCUCUUUCACUAGAUAUCUGGAGAAUGUCAGAGCUAAGACAUGUGGAUAUUGAUUCGCCACUAGAUAUAUCUAAUCCCCUUGAGGCAGAAAAUCCCUUGUUUCUGAAUAACUUGCAAAAUCUUUAUCUCUAUAACUCUCAUUUUAUUGUGGAAAUCAUAAAAAGAACUCCCAAUCUAAAAAAGCUAAAGUUCAUAGAUGAAUCUGAGCAUCCUGACUGGUCUGCAAUUCUUGAUUCUCUUACUCUUCUAGAGGAGCUGGAGACGCUACUCAUAAAGCUGGAGAGCAUUGACGUGAACAUUUUCUCUGGAGAUAUUUUGUCUAGUAAAAUCAAGAAAUUAAGUCCUAAUAUCAAGAAAUUGAUAUUAUUAGGUACUUAUAUACCAUGGGAAGUUGUGAAUUUGCUGGCUAAUUUACCUAAUCUUGAGGUGCUCAAAGGGGAUCGUGCAUUCGAUGGAACAGAUUGGAAAUUAGAUGAAGAUGUUGUGUUUUGCAAAUUAAAAUAUCUAUUAAUUGGUGAAGCAGAUCUGGAAAGGUGGGAAGCAACUGGUAGUGAUAAUUUUCCUAUGCUUGAGCAACUAAUACUUUAUGGGUUGGAUACACUGGAAGAGAUUCCGGAGAGUAUUGGAGAUAUAAUGACACUAAAAUUGAUCAAAAUAGAUAAUUGCAGCUCUUCUGAUGAAGAAAGAGAAGGGUACUUGAAGGAAGCUGGUGAUGAUUAUACUGCUUCUCAUUAUAUACUUCCACAUCUUCUCAAUUUAUAUUCAUCACAAGCCAAGGCACAAGAUUUUGAGAUUUAUGGUCCAAAUGCAACAUUUGAAGAUCCCCUUAUGCAUGCAGAGGGGGUAAAGCAGAUUAAAUUGUCAUUCUAUUCGCUUGGGAAGGUGUUCAGUGAGUCGAGAAUCAUGGAGUACAACGUCAUACAGAAAGAAAUUUCUCCUGGAAAUAAAGAGAUUUUAAUUGAAAACAAACAAUAUUACAAGUUCUUGGGGAAAGACAUUCAUAUGAUAUCACUAAUCAAGUUGUACACAGAAGGAGGAAAGGUUGUUCGUCAUGAAGAUUGCUGGGAUAAGAAACCUUUAUGGAAUAGGGAGACAGCGAAGGUACCACUUGUUGGGCGCGUGAUGGAGGUAUCUCGUAGAGCUUCGAUGCUUUUCACACAUCCUCUAAUGGGGUUUGGAAAAGAUCCCUCCAUGUAAAUUGCAGUGCAC